AUGGCUUCCUCCAUUGCAAAAGUGUUGCAGCUCCUCUGCAUAAUCUUCUUCUCAACAACCUGCAGUGCUCUCCACAAUUCUUCUUCUUCUUCUUCCACAAAUACUACUAAGUUCAAUCCCAACUUGUCUUCAAUAAGAUCAUUCUGCAAGUCCACUCCAUACCCAGAUGUUUGCUUUGACUCAUUGAAACUUUCAGUCUCAAUAAACAUCAGUCCUAACAUCAUAACCUACCUCCUCCAGUCUCUCCAAGUCGCGAUAUCCGAAGCCGGGAAGCUUUCUGAUCUUUUCUACAAGGCUGGACAGUACUCAAAUAUCGUUGAGAAGCAAAAGGGAGCUAUCCAGGAUUGUAAGGAGCUUCACCAAAUCACACUCUCUUCUCUACAAAGAUCCGUCUCUCGGGUUCGAGCAGGCAACACCAAGAAACUAAAUGAUGCAAGAGCUUACCUCAGUGCUGCUCUUACAAACAAGAACACAUGCUUGGAAGGCUUGGAUUCUGCUUCUGGCCCUAUGAAGCCGGCUCUAGUAAAUUCCUUAACUAGUACAUACAAGUAUGUUAGCAAUUCUCUCUCAGUUAUCUCAAAGCCAAGGGCUCCAAAAGGCGGUACAAACCGGCGUCUCUUGGCUGUUCCAACAUGGAUGUCAAGGAAAGAUCGCCGGAUCCUGGAGAGCUCUGGCGACAAAUAUGAUCCAAGUGAAGUUCUAACAGUUGCAGCAGAUGGGACUGGGAACUUUACCACCAUCACUGAUGCUGUUAAUUUUGCUCCAAAUAAUAGUUAUGAUAGAACAAUCAUCUAUGUCAAGGAAGGCGUUUAUGUUGAAAAUGUGGAAAUCCCAAGCUACAAGACCAACAUUGUUCUUCUUGGAGAUGGAAGAGACAUCACUGUCAUAACUGGUAACAGAAGUGUGGUUGAUGGCUGGACCACAUUCAGAUCUGCAACCCUAGCUGUUUCUGGAGAGGGGUUUCUGGCAAGAGAUAUAACAUUUGAGAACACAGCUGGACCAGAAAAGCACCAAGCUGUUGCUCUCAGAGUGAAUGCAGACUUUGCUGCAAUCUACAAGUGCAUCAUCAAUGGCUACCAGGACACAUUGUAUGUCCACUCUUUCAGACAAUUUUACAGAGAGUGUGACAUAUUUGGGACCAUAGAUUAUAUAUUUGGCAAUGCAGCAGUGAUAUUCCAAGGAUGUGACAUUGUAUCCAAGAUGCCAAUGCCCGGACAGUUCACGGUCAUCACAGCACAAUCCAGAGACACAGCAGAUGAAGACACGGGAAUCUCCAUACAGAAUUGUUCAAUUGUGGCCACUGAUGACUUGCACUCCAGCAUUGUCAAAAGCUACCUAGGCCGGCCAUGGAGGGUGUUCUCUAGGACAGUGUACCUAGAGUCCUACGUUGGUGACUUUAUUGACCCAACUGGGUGGAGACAGUGGUCUGGGGAUCUAGGGUUGGACACUUUGUACUAUGGAGAGUAUGAAAAUUAUGGGCCUGGUUCAGGGACAGAAAAUAGGGUUAAGUGGACUGGAUAUCAUAUUAUGGAUUAUUAUGAUGCAGCAAACUUCACAGUAUCAGAGUUUAUUAUUGGUGAUGAAUGGCUGCAGGCCACUUCAUUUCCUUACGAUGAUGGCAUCUGA
This is a messenger RNA of Prunus armeniaca (apricot), 1626 nucleotides long. Lineage: Eukaryota; Viridiplantae; Streptophyta; Magnoliopsida; Rosales; Rosaceae. The record is from the annotation of a GenBank genome assembly.